UAAAGCCAUACCUCAUGCUCCGACAGCACGCUAGUCUUGUUCCAACCAGCAAAAGAAGCGCUGUCGAAUCUCUCUACUCCUGUCCAAUCUUUUAUCACUGCGUUAUUCAGAUAUUCUGCAAUCGAAAAUAAUGAUGCGCUUCAACAGUAUGUCUUCGUCGUCAACUAUUCUACUUUUGUUUGCGGGAAUUGUCAUCUUCGCCGCAGUUCACGUGCAUUCUCGAGACCUCGACUGUCGGCGAUUCGUAUUCGCUCCGAUGUGCAGGGGGGCCACGAUCAAAAGGUCAUUUAUUCCAAAUAUUGGUGUGAAUCAAGAUGAUGUCCACGAACUCCUGUUGGAUUAUCCUAAACAGCAAGUGAUGGACGCAAAAACUCAACCCUUGAUACCCAUCUUGAUCGAUCGGCGUAUCUUCGAAGCCCGUUCGGCGGCCAAUCGUCAUCAAGCGCAGCUCGAUGCUGAAGACUGACCAGUUGACGGCUUUAUGUAACAGUUACACCUAGCCGGUUCAGUGAACCUUUAAGAUUGACCUCACCUUUAUUUGCUUCCCACAAAAAUAUAUUUGAUGUAUUUCCUUCCGAUUUGUUGUUAAACCUCCGACACGAUCCAUUUACAAUACUUUUAAGAAUGUAACUUAAUUAAACAUACAUGGGCAAAUAAAGGGACGUGUCAAGCAAAGUCA
This is a messenger RNA of Daphnia pulicaria, 679 nucleotides long. RefSeq lists its product as uncharacterized. The record is from RefSeq and is a predicted model, not a curated record. NCBI's taxonomy places the organism in Eukaryota, Metazoa, Arthropoda, Branchiopoda, Diplostraca, Daphniidae. Bases 131 to 466 code for a protein of 111 amino acids. The transcript has 5 exons.